Molecule: messenger RNA, 2460 nt
Organism: Saccostrea cuccullata (small rock oyster)
Lineage: Eukaryota; Metazoa; Mollusca; Bivalvia; Ostreida; Ostreidae
Product: putative defense protein 2
Exons: 6
Coding region: 622-1254 (210 amino acids)
Cellular component (GO): membrane
Source: RefSeq, a predicted model, not a curated record
GUCGGGUCUAGAAUAACUUUUUGAUAUUUCAUUCAUUGAAUGGUCAUUAAUGAAUUUUACCUGAUACUGCCAUUUGUUUUUACUUGAUUAUAAAGUAAUAAGACACCAAAGUUAUGAGUUCACUGGCUGCUGGAGGCUGCCAUGUUGAGAGAUAAAGUUAUCGCGCUUGCUAAAUAUUUCCCACAAUCCUCACUUUUAUGAUGUCUUCGGGGAGACAUUGGCUCUAAGUGUAAACAUUAUCAUGUUGGAAUCACAUCGUGAAAUUGUGCAAAUUAAGUGCUUGUGAUAUCAUUUUGAAUCUGAAUUUAAAUAAAGGAAAUAUAAUUUCACAUUCUAAUAUGCUUCUAGUGUUUCAGAAUUCAGGAAAAUAAAAGAAGGAAUUAAUAAUAAAAAGUCAUAAACUGGCCGGGAUUUAACUUUAAUUAAAAACUUAGCUGCAAAGUCAUAAACACAUUGACUCUAUACAUGUCUACACUACGUCAGCAGCGGCCAUGAUAAGGUUUUCACCAUGCUGCACCAAUUAUAAGCUAUAAAAAUUGAAUUUAUCUGCUAGCUGUUAUCAGCAGUGCAAUGUUGUAAGAUGCAGCUUUCUUUUUAUAUGAGAGCAGACUUUAAGUCACGAUGUGGAGUUUGAUUUGUCUGAUCUCCUUGGCGUUCACACCGGAAGUGACAUCCUAUUCUUAUGGACCUCCACUAGGGGCAUGCGCAAGAAUGUUUCCAAAAGGUCAUGGGGUCAAUUCACAAACAAGUGUCUCUCCAUAUGAAAUAUUGGUCAACGCAACGACAUACAAGCCGAAUGAUGUCAUCGAGAUAACGGUGAAUUCUACUGGCCUACACGAUGUGACGUAUUUUGAGGGAAUGAUGCUCCAAGCGCGCAGAAUUGCCUGCAAUGUGAAUGAUCCCACCAAGAGUCACGGCAUGUUCUCUGUCAUGGCGGGGGACCAAUUUCUGACAACAAUGGACUGUGAGAGUAAUGUGAAGAGUGCAGUGGUACACAUGAAUCACUCCAAGAUAGAGAGUAAAGUGUUCUACUGGAAAGCUGAUUUCUCAUCGCCUGUUGGUCAUCUCGUCUUCAGAGCAACAGUGGUAAAGGGCAAGACAACAUUUUGGGAGAAGGUCUAUUCCCCGGUGAUUAAGGACGAGGCGUCCAAAGCUCCACUGACCAUUUGUGACAGUGGGGCGGAUCUAGUGAAAAUCCAGUCUGUGUUCACAAUGCUCUCAGCCCUUAUACUGACAAUGUGUAUUACACUGUAGAAGGAAUUUUAAAAGAGUAUACUCGAAAAAAAAAAAAGAGAGAAACAAACACACAAGCAUAUAUCAAAAUAUUAUUAUUUUUAAAUAUCUGGUUAAAAAAAGGCGUUUUAUUUACUUUGAUUAAAAAUAUUUUUAUAUUCCAACCAAUUUUAAAGUUGAACAGGAAUCACCUUGUCUACCUGUCCGUUCGUGCAAUAUUUCCCGGUCAGUAACUUCAUAAAGAAGAAACAUUGCAAGGGCAAAAGAUUACAUUAACCCAAGAAUGCCUUUUUUUCUUGAAUGAAAGUUCAAAUUCACUGGUAGAAAAUGUUCACCUGUUCCUUCUACAAACAAAGAUUUCACAUGACCAGAGCUGUUUCAUGAUUUUUACUAAAGGUCAAUUAAACAGCGUUUUAGGAAAAUGAGAAAAAUGGGUUUUUUCUCCUUUUUUCAGGAGAGAUAUUUGUAGUUCUUUCAUGGAACUCUCUCCUGACUUAUUUUUUGAAAAUAUAAAGGGAUUAUAUCAAGUGAUUAUUGAUUAAGCGGAUUUGUAGAAACAUUACUUUAUACAUGUAGUAUUAACAGUCACGUACUAGUACUUAUCAAAAAAUAUCAAAAACAUGAUUUUUUUUUUCUUUUGAUAUGCUUAUUUUAGCUUAUGAAUAACAUUCAUUUAAAAAUGUAAAAUAUUUGCUCAUAGACCAUGCAAGAAAGAUAUUUAUUAAAAUGAUUAUGGUUAUGUUAUACAUUGUAUUCUCAAUGUCACAUGAUAAACACUAUAGCUUUGUAUUUUGUUUUUGCACAAUAAAUAAAUGAGUUUAACAAUGAAACAUCGUACGCAUUCCUUUCACAUGCUCAAAGUGUACUUAUAAAUGUGCAAGCAUGAUCAUACCUUCAUAUGCUUAUACAUAUUGAUGAGAGCUUCUCAGUUGCAUUAAUAUUUUUAACCUUGACCUUUCAAUUAACCUUGCCCUCACUUUUUCUCAAAAUAGCGUCUAGCUAAGUUUUAAAGAAACAAGUAAGAUAUUUUUGUACAAAUGUGCUCAUACAAAUUGAGGAAAGCUUUUAUCAACUUCGACACUUUUUGACCUUAACCUUUCCUUAUUUUCUCAAAUUUUUGUCUAGGCCAGUUUCAAAGAAACUAUUCAAGAUAUUUUUAUUAAAGCUUAUACACUGAUGCAUCAUUUAGUCAGAAUUGACCAAUGCUUAUUACUUUUGUUUGACCUU